AAUCUUUUCAGUUGAGUUUGGAACGCGUAACCGUUAAAACGUACAGACCUCUUGCAGCGGAAGUUUGAAGCUUUUCUGGGGGAUAUUGAAUAUUUUUGCGCGUAUUGAAUAUUUGAAUUUAUUUUUUUGCGGAACCAUGCAGCGACUCCAAGUGUGCAGUGUCCUAAUCCUGGCCUGGAUUGUCUGUGGACAUGCCCUGGCCGUGAGUUCACCGGAGUGCCCGGAGAAGUACGGCGAGCAGGCGUACGCCCACACGGAGAACUGCGACCAGUUCUUCCUCUGCACCAACGGAACUCUGACCCUGGAGACCUGCGAGAACGGCCUGCUCUUCGACGGGAAGGGCGCGGUGCACAACCACUGCAACUACAACUGGGCGGUGGACUGCAAGGGUCGCCAGUGGGAUCCCACUCCCAUCUCGACGCCGGCCUGCGAGUACCAGUUCGGUCUGUACGCGGUUUCCAAGGACUGUUCCACCACGUACAUCAAGUGCGCCCACGGCGAGCCCCAUGAGCAGGACUGCGACGCAGGAUUGGCCUACGACGAACGCAUCCACGGCUGCAACUGGCCGGAUCAGCUGCUGGACCAUUGCAAUCCCGAGGCUGUCGUCGGCUUCAAGUGCCCCACCAAGGUGGAUCCGAACUCGGUGGCCGCCCGCUUCUGGCCCUUCCCCCGCUUCCCGGUCUCUGGCGACUGCCACCGCCUGAUCACCUGCGUCGAGGGACAUCCCCGCCUGAUCAGCUGCGGCGAGGACAAGGUCUUCGACGAGCACACGUUGACCUGCGAGGAGCCGGAGUACGCCAGCGGAAGCUGCGCCAACUACGGCAAAUAGGGAUCGCCGAUCGCUCUGUAUAUACAUAUACUCACGAACAUGCUACAGUGAAAGCUCGAAAGAGUAAAAACACGAUUAUGUGAACGUAAAAAUUAAAGAAAAAAUGUUUGCUGUAAGACACGAGCUGUUGUUUAAAAGUUUUCGCUGUUUUCGAGUGUGCACUGUAUGUGUGUAAAGAUGGAUGCUCCGACUAACUACUUCUACCCCUCUGUAUAUCGCAUGCACUGUAAAAAACUUCCCAGCCCAACCGCUUGUUAACCGCUACCCUUUUAUUGUCAACUUUUCUGUAUUAUUAACUUGUUUGUUGUUUGGUCUCUUUUGUAUAUGAAUCGCAAUAAAGUUAAUUUUAUUUAUUGUA
Molecule: messenger RNA, 1187 nt
Organism: Drosophila rhopaloa
Lineage: Eukaryota; Metazoa; Arthropoda; Insecta; Diptera; Drosophilidae
Product: protein obstructor-E
Exons: 5
Coding region: 137-829 (230 amino acids)
Cellular component (GO): extracellular region
Molecular function (GO): chitin binding
Source: RefSeq, a predicted model, not a curated record